Molecule: messenger RNA, 1429 nt
Organism: Cyprinodon variegatus (sheepshead minnow)
Lineage: Eukaryota; Metazoa; Chordata; Actinopteri; Cyprinodontiformes; Cyprinodontidae
Product: butyrophilin-like protein 2
Exons: 4
Coding region: 43-1200 (385 amino acids)
Source: RefSeq, a predicted model, not a curated record
CACUGGAGACAUGGACACAUUUCAGACUGGAACCAGUCCAACAUGUUGGACCUUCAUCCAGUCAGAGAAAAUGUCCUCAGAGCUGCUGCUGCUGUCUGUCCAACUCAUCUUGUCCUUUGUUGUCUCUCAGUCCCACAGGUGGAGGUGGAGUCAGGAGAGAAGUCUGUCCUGCUGCCCUGGAGAACCAGAGAUAAACUGCCUGGAGAUGCUAGAGUGGAGUGGAAGGACAGGAGGGACAGGAAGGUCCAUGUGUUUAAAAACGGUCCUGAUCAGCCUGGAGAACAGAACCAGAUCUACAGAACCAGAACCAAGAUGAAUGAAGACCUGCUGAGAACUGGAGACCUCAGUCUGACUCUGAGAGACCCAACUUAUGGAGACAGUGGGACCUUCACCUGCAGAGUCUACAGAAAGAAGGGGGACAUCCUGAUGAAGAAAGAAGUUCAUCUAAAGGUCAAAGUCCCACAGGUGGAGGUGGAGGAGGGGGAGGAGUCUGUCCUGCUGCCCUGCAGAACCAGACCACUACUGCCUGGAGAUGCUAGAGUGGAGUGGAAGGAUGGAGAAAAUGAUACAGUCCAUGUAUAUAAGAAAGUUUCUGAUCCUCCUGAAGAACAGGAUGAGUUCUACAGCAAAAGAACCAAGAUGAAUGAAGACCUGCUGAGAACUGGAGACCUCAGUCUGACUCUGAGAUACCCAACAGAUAAAGACAGUAACAUCUUCACCUGCAGAGUCUACAGCAAUGAGAGAAACAUCCUGAUGAAGAAACAAGUUCAGCUAAAGGUCAAAGAGCAUCAGGUGGUGGUGAAGGAGGGGGCGGAUUCUGUCACACUGCCAUUCAGGACAACGCCUGAUCUGCCAGGAGAAACUGUGGUGAGGUGGUGGGACAAAAAAGACAACGUGGUCUAUGUCUAUAAGAAUGGUAAAGAUGAGGAAGAAGAACGAGACAAGGACUACAGAGGGAGAGCCAAGAUGAAAGAUGACCUACUGAAAACUGGAGACCUCAGUCUGACUCUGAUUAAGCCCACAAAGAAAGACAGUGGAAGGUACUAUUGUGGAGUCCACCACCAGAACAUCAGGAGAAAGGCAAUAGUUCAUCUUAAAGUCAAAGCUGUGGACGAAGUAGACCGACCUCAGAACCAACCAGAGGACAUCGGGACCAGAACCACUAAUAAAACUCCUCUGCUGGCUGAAGAAGCAGUCUGAUCAGUUCAUUGAUCCGUCUUUGAUCCCUGAUCCAAUCAGACUUUGGAGCAGAGAGAAGAUCUCAGUGAAGGUUCUGGUGGAUGAAGAGAGACACUGGAUCCAGUCUGUGACUCUGUAUUGAUCAGUAUUGAUGAUUGAGGACUGGAAGCAUUUCAGGUAGAAGAAUCAGAACCAAACUGGGUUUAAAGCAUCAGGUGGACGUUUCCACUGAUAGAACAGAACCAUUGGA